GAUAUCUUUGUUUUGAGUUUUGGAAUGUAAACUGGCCUCCUGAUCUUCAAGAACCCCAGCAAGAACCAACAAGAAGGGAGAGAUGAAAGAUACUUGAGCAAUUCACCUUCAACUGCUCCACUUUCUUCGCUCAUCCAUCCUCAAGCGGUGGUCAACACCUUCGGAUCGAGCUAUAGAUGCAGACCUACCCAGGAGCCUCUCAUCUUCGAUCACCAUCCAUCCAGUCCGACUUCAACUUUGACAACGGCUUCUCUCCAACUAGCUGCACUACCCACAGGCCGACAAUCCAACUACAAGACCUCCUAGCACAUCCACUCAACCCAUCACCCAGUCCCGAUCCACCCUCACGUUCUCAGCCAUCCUCUCAUCCGACCUCAGGGACGCUUACUGAGGCAAAAACGUGGCGUCCUACGUCCCUCGUGAAUCAUCAGACGAGGUCUUCUUACCUCCUCCUUUCAGCUUCCUCACUUGGCUUACCGGCAACAUGUCCUGGCUUCAUCUCAUCACUCAUAACAUCCCUUGGUUCAUUCGCGCACCAGCAAUCGCCCUACUAGGAUCGGAAUGCUACACAAAUCUAAUCUAUAACGUCCAACUAGACGAGAUCUACUGUCUGAAAUAUGGAAUCUCUAAAUUUCUCAGCUUGGCAAUCGUCUUCGGAAGUGGGAUAGUCAAAGUGCCUCAGAUCAUCAAAAUCUUACAAUCCAGAUCGGCCCGUGGACUCAGUCUGGCUGGAUUCCUCCUCGACUCUCUCGGCUUGGUUAUCAUCGUCUGUUAUAACUAUCGGCACGAUUUUCCUUUCUCAACUUAUGGCGAAAGUUUCCUGCUUCUGAUUCAAAACACAAUAAUAGUAACAUUGAUCAUCCUAUCAUCACGAUAUCCCAAGGCAGGCUUGCUAUCCUUCUUGGCCAUCUCAACCCCGGCAUUACUCUUAGGAAUCACCCUAGUCCCCAACUCGCCUGUCCCAGCAUCCGUCCUACAGGGCCUUUUGACGCUCUCGAUCCCAUUAGCCUUGAGCUCUAAGAUCCCACAGAUCAUGAUCAAUUUCCAGAAGAAAUCGACCGGACAACUCUCAAGUUUCUUGAUCUUCAGCUCCUUCCUAGGCUGUCUGGCCAGACUAUUUACUACCCUCACCGAAACUGGCGAUCUAACGCUUCUGAUCAACUUCAGUUGCGGCUCGAUCUUGAACGGCAUCCUCGCACUUCAACUCAUCAGUUACUGGAACGAGUCUUCCAACACGACCGGCCCAAACCUCACUCAUCCCGCUGGUUCUCGAAACUCGUCCACUCGGCUGAGCGAUUCUAGUGAAAAUCGCUCGUCAGAUCCGAUGUACGAAUUGAAUGAACUUCGUCGAAGAUCAAGCUCCAGUCGACCAUCUUCCCCUUUGUCGAAAUCACCCUCCUCUUCCUCUCCGACUAUCAACUUGAACUCUCCCCGUCAGUGGACUCGUAAAGCAGAUUAAGAUCAAGACCCUCCAAAACACUUCCUUCUGAAAAAAGUGCGUUAUCCAUAAUCUAUUUAUCUAUUCUUUACCUCCUCAAAAUGGUUUUAAUCAUUGCAUUAUAAGUUCAAAAUGUUCUAAAAAGAUAUUUGUGAAUUUUUAUUUUUGUUUUAUCUUUCAAUCCCUCCCUGUUUUCAUUUUCUUCAUUCUAUUUUUCUAGAUAGAUUUUAUCAUUUUAUCCCA
This is a messenger RNA of Puccinia graminis f. sp. tritici CRL 75-36-700-3, 1681 nucleotides long. RefSeq lists its product as uncharacterized. Bases 485 to 1459 code for a protein of 324 amino acids. Lineage: Eukaryota; Fungi; Basidiomycota; Pucciniomycetes; Pucciniales; Pucciniaceae. The transcript has 3 exons. The record is from RefSeq and is a predicted model, not a curated record.